AUGGAAGUUAUCAACUUCUUUGAAAGAGUUGAGAACUUUUCAGGCUGCCAACAUUUAAUUGCAUUUUUCAAAAAAUUAAUUUCUCAUAUUAAAGGUCCAAAUCAUGAUAGUAGUGUAAAAGAACGUAGUCUUGAUAAUGAUUCUGCUGUCCCCGCUGUAUAUAAUGAAAUUUACGGGAAAUAUUCCAAAGAAUUAGGAGAGAUUAGAAGUAAUCACGAAACUUUUUGCAUUGAAAUGUUAUCAAUUAUGCCUAAGACCAGAGAAUACUUUUCAAAAAUCUAUAAAAUUUUAGAAUAUUCUUCCAAAGAAAAAUUAGACGCUGUAAUUAAGUAUGCAUAUGAAAACGGAUAUUGCAAAGUACUUGAUAACAGCGGAAACGAUGCAUUUCUUAAUGCAUCGAAGCAAAACAAUUUCAAAUUAUGUAAGAAGCUUCAUUUGCUUGGCUUCGAUGUAAAUUCAAGAUGUUCGUUUGGAAAUUCUGUUCUUAUUUGGUUUGCAAUAAGAAAUAAUCUAAAAGCUGUGAAAUAUUUCUCAAAUUUCAUAGAUGUCAAUGCAGUUAAUUGUACAAAAGGCUCUCCUUUAUACUAUGCUACGAGAGACGGAUAUUUGGAUAUUGUUGAGUACCUUUGCUCACUUCCAAAUAUUAAUGUCAAUAUAGUGAACGCAGAUGGGAAAACUCCACUUAGCAUUGCGAAAUCAGAUGCUAUGCGUUCAAUUUUGUUACAACAUGAUGCAAAAUUAUAA
Messenger RNA from Trichomonas vaginalis G3, 744 nucleotides. Its product is annotated as protein ubiquitination. Gene Ontology annotation, biological process: regulation of transcription by RNA polymerase II. The transcript has a single exon. Bases 1 to 744 code for a protein of 247 amino acids. NCBI's taxonomy places the organism in Eukaryota, Parabasalia, Trichomonadida, Trichomonadidae. Gene Ontology annotation, molecular function: transcription factor binding. The record is from RefSeq and is a predicted model, not a curated record.